Humulus lupulus (European hop) is the source of this 1167-nucleotide messenger RNA. RefSeq lists its product as uncharacterized. The transcript is spliced from 2 exons. Bases 1 to 1167 code for a protein of 388 amino acids. The record is from RefSeq and is a predicted model, not a curated record. Lineage: Eukaryota; Viridiplantae; Streptophyta; Magnoliopsida; Rosales; Cannabaceae.
AUGCAGGAUGUGGAUUUAGGUAAGAGUGUUUCAUCUCCGAUUUUACGAUCUGAUAAUAUAGUGAUGAAUCUGAAAAAUACUUUUGGAUUCCAAGGAAAUGGAAUAGAAAAUUCUCAGAAUCAUGUCAAAAGAUAUGGAAUCAAAAUAGAACCAGAGGUCAUUGCUAAGGAGAUAAGCUACUGGCAACCUUCAAUAGUUUGUUAUGUAGUCAGAACUAAUCCUCCGGUUAGCAUUCUAGAUGGUUUUGCGAGGAGACUAUGGAAAUAUAUUUUGGAUAAGGUAGGAGUGCUUUCUCGUGGCAUUUUUAUCAUCAGAUUUCACAAUCUGGAAUUUCGUGAUCGAGUCUUAGAUGGAGGAUAUCUAUUCUUUGGCAAGAAACCUUUCAUUAUGAAAUCAUGGAAUUCAGUGGAUGAUUUCACUAAAGAGGACAUCACUACAGUACCUACUUGGAUUCAACAGGGAGGUUUAGACAUCAAAUACUGGGGUGAACGGUUUCUCUUUAAGAUAGUGGGACAGUUAGGGAAACCAAUUCAAGUUGACAACAUUACAAAACACAGGGAUAGACUAUACUAUCCUCAAAUUCUUAUUGAGGUUAGUCUUGAUCAGGAAUUUCCAAACACAAUUGUCUUCACGAAUGAAUGUGAUCAGGAAAAAGAGAUUCUUGUGACGUACAAGUGGAUACCAAUUGUAUGUCAAAAUUGCUCUGGUAUGGGACAUGAGACUAUGAUGUGCAGGAAGAAAAAUCAAGUUAAACAGACAUGGGUGCCUAAGAAGAUUGUGACAGAGAAGAUACCAGCGAUAAUGUCAGAAGAAGAUGAUGAAGGUUUUCAGAAAGUGGUUAAGGGGAAAAAGGUGCUGAAGUCUUCUGCAAUUUCAAUUACAGUGACCAAUCAGUCUCCAUAUUGGCAGAGAAACAUGGAACAGGAGAGUUACAAGGACAUGCCUGCCGAACGCGCUUUUGACUUGUACGCCAAAUCGAAGAGCAAGAAAGAGUCCCAUAAGCGCCAGUCUGGGGAGGGCUGCAGCAAUCCCCCCACGAAGAAAUCUCGAAUAGACGACCCUUCUGCGUCUACUCCAACAAAGGAGACAACUCCUCCACCAGCUCCUGCUAGAGAGGCAACUCCUCCACCUCCAGUAAACCCAGAUCCCCCAUCUCUGGUCGGAUAG